AGCCAAUUUGUGCGAAUGCGACCCGCUUCACUGCCGGGAUCUGGUGACUAUUCUAUUCAAUUGGAGACACUCCAGUCUCCUGAUUUCAUUCUUAGGGCUUACAACCUAGUUAGUGUACAUACCGUCUCAUCCGGACAGCCUGAUUCUGAGAGCGAUGGAGAAACAGGUGAGAAUAUAAAUGUCCCAAAGGAACCCGUAGCUAUCUACACCUUUCCCUUUAAUGCUUGCCAACGUGACAGUCAGGCGAUGCGGAUGUGUUACUCCCAGCCACAGAAUACCUGGAGUUCCUGGGAGCCAACUCUUACACUUGAUUCAGCAGCCACCAAUAACAACGGUUCAGCAUUGUCUCCCACGGAACCUCCACUUCAAUUUGCUCUCUCACGAAAUCACAUUGGCUUUCGUGGGGUCGUUUGUACUAGUAGCCUCCCUAUUACGAGACCUGUUGCUUCAUCAGCUGAAGAUUCUGAAGGCAAUGAGGGUGAUAUGGACGACAUAGACGGAGAUUCUGGAGAUGAAACUCAUCAGCAGUUGACGCCCUCUCUCUUCCCUGGUUCCUACUUCGUGAUGGCUGGUCGGCUCUCCCAGUCAAUUCUUCCCCCAUCUCCGAAAGUCUCAGGUCUUUGGUUGUUGGAUCCCUUUUCACCACAAUCUUCUUCAGAUGUUCGUGAGCCCACUUUCGCUCUUCCUACCGACCUCGAUGGGCUUCUACACCGAGCAACUGCCGUUUGUGGUUCUGUAGCUCUUGCAAAUUGGACUGGCCUUCAAGCUGCUGGGAGCGGUUACCAGGAUUCAACUCCUGUCCACUCACACUUACUUGCCACUCCUCCAAUUAUGCGAUUCUCGCGCUCGUCAUCUUUGUCUUUAGAUAAUGAACUCUCUGAAGUUUCAGCGUCUACAGCAGCAGCUAUGAACCUCUUUGGAUUCCAUAACCUUCACGAUAGCAGGGGACACGGUGCUGGAAGCGAUUCCGACUAG
Messenger RNA from Rodentolepis nana, 975 nucleotides. The record is from the annotation of a GenBank genome assembly. NCBI's taxonomy places the organism in Eukaryota, Metazoa, Platyhelminthes, Cestoda, Cyclophyllidea, Hymenolepididae.